Molecule: messenger RNA, 1827 nt
Organism: Cladophialophora carrionii CBS 160.54
Lineage: Eukaryota; Fungi; Ascomycota; Eurotiomycetes; Chaetothyriales; Herpotrichiellaceae
Exons: 2
Coding region: 1-1827 (608 amino acids)
Biological process (GO): L-valine biosynthetic process
Cellular component (GO): acetolactate synthase complex; mitochondrion
Molecular function (GO): acetolactate synthase activity; flavin adenine dinucleotide binding; magnesium ion binding
Source: RefSeq, a predicted model, not a curated record
AUGUCGCUGCCUACCCGCCUGUCUCCCAAUGAUGCUCCCAACCUGCAAAAUGGGGAUGCCUCGCCCAAACCAGGCUGGGGAUCCGACUAUAUCGCGCAACAACUCGCAAAGGUUCACAUCCCGUACUUCGUCCUUGUCCCCGGGUCGUCCUAUCGCGGCCUGCACGACAGUCUGGUCAAUUUGAAUGGCAAUGCGGCGCCGGAGAUGGUGGUCUGUCUGCACGAGGAACACUCCAUCGCCAUCGCGCAUGGCUACGCCAAGGUCACAGAAAAGCCCCUGGCAUGUGGGCUGCAUGCCAACGUCGGGCUGAUGCACGCGUCGAUGGCAAUUUUCAACGCCUUCAUCGACCGUGUCCCGAUGGUGAUAUUUGGUGCGGCGGGCCCCUUUGACACGACGAAACGGCGGCCGUGGAUCGAUUCGACACACACGGCCGUCGACCAAGCGGCCCUGGUGAGGAACUACACCAAAUGGGACGAUCAACCCGCGAGUGUUAAUUCCGCUAUCCGCAGCGUCAUCAAAGCCACGGCCGUGGCAUCGGUCAAGCCAUGUGCCCCUACAUAUGUUGUUCUGGACGUGGGUCUGCAGGAAGCGCCGUACGACGAGAAGGACGUCCGCUACCCCGACACGGAGAGAUACCUGACUCAGCAAUCCGCUGGGGCGAGCCAAGCAGAUAUCAAGAAAGUGGCACAAGCCCUGCGGGAGUCGAAGAAGGCGUUGAUAAUGUUCGGCAGGAUGAACCGCACGCAGAAGAGCUGGGACGAAAGAAUCAGACUAGCCGAGAUGUUCGACGCAAAGGUUAUAACCGAUAUUAAACAACCAGUCGCCUUCCCCACCACCCACCGAUUGCACCCCGCCGCGCCUGCACUGUUCUUGGCCCCCGAGGCCGCCAGCAUGAUCCGAGAGGCCGAUCUGAUCAUCUCCUUUGACUGGGUCGACCUGGUGGGCUUCUUCACCGCUGCCCACGGCGAACUCAUCGAGCCGAAAGCCAAGGUGAUCGAGGUCUCGGUCGACACACAACUCCACAAUGGGUGGUCAAAGGACCACUUCGAGACACCUCCAGCCGACAUCAGCAUCUUUGCCGACCCUGACAAGUUCAUCACCGAUCUCGUGGCGGAGCUCGAAUCCGCGAAACUCACGGGCUUUCCCAACUCGGCAUGGCCCGCCACAGAGCCUUCGUCGUCGCAGAAGCCGCAAAACCUCGACGGCGAGGACAUCUUCCAGGCCGACCUGGCGUCGGCGCUCUACGCGACGAUUAGCCCUGACGACAUGUGCAUCAUCCGCCUGCCCCUCAGUUUCCGCGGGAUCGAUCUGCUUGCGACGCACCCGCUCGCCUACCUGGGCAUGGACGGCGGUGCGGGGAUCGGCUCUGGCCCCGGGCAGGCCGUUGGAUCGGCCCUCGCGCUCAAGGGGACGAAAUACGUGCCUGUGGCGAUCCUAGGUGAUGGGGAUUUCUUAAUGGGCAACUCCGCGAUCUGGACGGCUGCCCGGUAUCGCAUUCCCGUGCUGAUCAUCGUGUCGAACAACGGCAGUUUCUACAACGACGAGGUUCAUCAGGAGAGGGUAGCCAACACUCGCAGCAGGCCCGUGGAGAACAAAUGGAUCGGUAUGCGGUUGGAUGAUCCACUACCUGACAUCGGGAAGAUGUCGGAGUCGUUCGGACUGAAGACGCUGGGCGCACAGAUCAGCAAGCGCAGUGAGCUGAAAGGAAAGUUCGAGGAGGCGGUCAGGUUGGUGAGAGAGGAGAAGCAGUCGGUCGUUUUGGACGUCAGGGUCCGGCCGGAUGAUUACCUGAAGAACUGGGGGGCGGGCAAUGUUGUCAAGAAGUAA